GUAAAACGCAGCAGAGGAAGUGUGUAUGCUAAUCAACGCAGGGAGAUGGGUAUAUGUGAAUCAUUUUGACCAUCAGUGGCGAUUGGCCCUCACCGCCAUCUGUCAGCAUGCAAGGAUUCUACUCAAAGCUGGACUCCUCCCCCUCCUCGUCACCAUUAUUGGGGGCUGGCCUCGGGGGAGGCGGCGCACCGGUACCGCUCAGCCUCGCCGUGGAGACAGAAAAAGCUCAGGCUCUCCUGCAGACGUUCAGCUCCGCCUCCCUGCUGGCCUCUGCAGGUCUGGGUAUGUUCUGUGUGGUGGCCGACCACGUCCUCCAAGCGUCGGUGAUUCAGAACCACCUGUGGCUGCGUGCGCUCUUGGACAAUGGCACACACGGAGUCGUGGGGCUGUGGUCGUGGGCGGUUGUUAUAGGACUGAGGAAAAAGAGUGACGUGUAUGAGGUUCUUCUGGCCGGACUGCUGGCCUCAAUCAUAGACCUUGACCACUUCUAUUUGGCUGGAUCCAUGUCACUCAAGGCGGCCGUGUCUCUCCCUCAUCGCCCUCCUCUCCACUGCUCCUCCCUCAUCCCCGUGCUGUGUCUCUCCCUCCGCUUCCUCAUGUGGAUCGCUCGCCUCAAAGACGCCUGGUGCUCCUUGCCGUGGAUGAUUUUCAUCUCCAUGGCGACGCACCACAUCCGUGACGCGGUACGCCACGGACUGUGGGUGUGCCCGUUCGGCCAGACAGCGCCGAUCCCCUAUUGGCUGUACGUGAGCACCACGGCGACACUGCCUCACCUGUGCUCAGUGCUCAUGUACCUGACGGGAACCAGGGAUGUGAUUUCAACCAAACACGGCGUGGCCAUCGACGUUUAGACGCCACGGACGGAUCUGGUAUCAAUGAAUCUGGAUGAAAAAGCUGUGUGAGACCAUUUCCAAUACUUGAAAUUACUGGAGAAUAUAUUUAUAAAUCAGGAGGUGUUGGUGGAGACGCUGUUUUCAGCUUUGAUGAGGAGAGAAUUCAAGUCUUUUUCUGGUUUAUUUACACUCACCGGGACAAAGAAACUGCCCGUAGGAAACACUGGCAUCAUAAAAACGCGGGUUUCGUUGCUUGAGAACAUCAGUAGAAUAACAAAUAUGAGUGCCAAUCAAUUUUUUUGUGUAACAUUUUUCAUUUUCCAGCCGAAAAAAAUCUGCAUACUGUGCUUUUUACCUGCGUGGCCCUUAAAAGCUGUUUUACCUCCUGUUCAUGUACCCAAACACAUGUGGGCUUAAAAAAGAAAAAAAAUGAUUUUCAGAUUUCUAAUAAUCUUUAUUAGAAGGAUAUCAAUUUGUAAAAUCCUUACAUGGACUGUAGAGUUGCACUUAGUGGUCAUAUGAAGUAAAAAGUGCAAUUUUCUUUCAAUUUUUAAUCCCCAUUUUUACAAUAUUCAGCAUUAGUUCUGUAAAAAUCGAUUUGGAAUAUUGAAAUAUCUUCAAAUGAAUCCACAUUGAAUCGAAUUGGAUGUGAUUUCGAAGUGAAUCAAUUGAAGAAAUUAGUCCGACGUGUACUCGGCCCUACAUGUGAGGCAGUUUUUUUGACCUCCGCUGUCCGUCCUCGUCUCUACUCAAGGAAAAGUCAACCAAAGGUCAUCAACCACGGGCUGCGUGACACCGACAUGUACAGUAGUUAGUUAGUUCACUGUGUCACUGUGACCCUCAGUGUGUCGUCCUCCAUCUGUCUGUGCAUUUAAAGUGAUGGUAGUGGAAGUCCGUGUGUUGUAGAUUCAUGUUUAAACAUCAGCCACAUUCCCGUGACAAAAAUGAGUCACUGCGAAACAAUAGUCAUCGUCUUUGCCCUUCGCUGAGUUAAGUUGAGUCUCCUUUGUCCUUUAGAGGACAGUGUUUGUUCUGCUUCAGUGGUUUUCAGUGCCAAACAGAGAAGGACAGUGCUUUUCAAGUUGCUCUUUUCUUUACUUCUUCAUACACACUUCUACACAUUUGAAGUCCAAGCUGUUCAGUAAAAAGGCCUUUUGUCUUUAAAUAGACAACUGAAAUGAUUGUGUCGUAUAGAAUUAAACAUUUUGGGCUCAGUUGUUAUAGCAAAAGUCUGAACUCUUUAAAAGUGUUGAGGGAAUUAAAAGCUGAAACAUAGAAAGGCGCUGUAUGUUUACUUUUAACUUCCAUGGGAGUCAUUAGAAUAGUAUAUUAUUAUUAUUAUUAUUAUUACUCCAUAUUAUCUACCUGUAUGUAUACAAUGCUGUUGUACUACAAUGAAACGGUUCAGUAGAGUCUUCAUGUUAAAAUGAAUGUGUGUCAAGACUCAGGAUUUGUGGCUUCGUUUAAACUAUUUAUCGCACAUAAAUAUUUAAAAAUUCACUACAGUCAUUACACUGUUUAGAUGUAGACUGACCACACACACACACAUUCCUGUUUUAAAUACUGCAUUAAAAUGGUAUUUAUUCAAUGGGUUUGAGAGACUUGUCUGGUUUGAAUGUAAUUUAUAAUUUCAGUAUGGAAAAAGGAAAGAUUUGUUUCAUUAUUUCUCUUUUGUGUCAAUCUGUUGCUUGACGAUUUAGGUUUUAGUGACGCUUGUUGUCCACUAGAUGGCCACGGUGAGCUGUGAUCAUUAUUUCACCACAUGAUUAUAUAUAUUUUACUCUGUUAUGUGAAGAAGUGGAGGAGUGGGAGCUAAAUAAAAAGAAAGGGAAAGUAAGUCUGGAAGUCAUCAGGUCAUGGCCUUUAAGAGUUGUGACAUGCAUUUUUCGAUGUUUUGAUAUUUUUCUGGUUCUGUGUGGGGUUUUUAGUUCACUUUAAAAGCAACUUUCAGCCUCUUUAUUGAGUCAAAGGUUCAAACUAAUGUAAGGAACUCUCAGUAAAAACAUUAUCUCUCUUUCUGCUGCUUUUUGUUUACAAUGUGACCUUUUGUUUAUGCAAUAUUAUUUCCAAUUUUGCACAUUAGAUUAUGCUUUCUGGUUUGUAAUUUCGUUGAUAGGAUUUAUUGUAGUGUUAUUUUUUAUCUGAAUAAAAAUGUGUCCUGGAUAUUA
Solea senegalensis (Senegalese sole) is the source of this 3001-nucleotide messenger RNA. RefSeq names its product transmembrane protein 267 (gene tmem267). Bases 108 to 851 code for a protein of 247 amino acids. The transcript has 3 exons. The record is from RefSeq and is a predicted model, not a curated record. NCBI's taxonomy places the organism in Eukaryota, Metazoa, Chordata, Actinopteri, Pleuronectiformes, Soleidae.